Aspergillus caelatus is the source of this 2073-nucleotide messenger RNA. RefSeq names its product putative C6 transcription factor. The transcript has 9 exons. NCBI's taxonomy places the organism in Eukaryota, Fungi, Ascomycota, Eurotiomycetes, Eurotiales, Aspergillaceae. Gene Ontology annotation, biological process: DNA-templated transcription; regulation of DNA-templated transcription. The record is from RefSeq and is a predicted model, not a curated record. Bases 1 to 2073 code for a protein of 690 amino acids. Gene Ontology annotation, molecular function: DNA binding; zinc ion binding; DNA-binding transcription factor activity, RNA polymerase II-specific.
AUGGAUCACCCUGAGCGUCCUAAGCGGACCUCCAACGCGUGCAAGCGAUGCCGAUCUCGCAAAGUCAAAUGCUCCGGCACACAUCCUUGCGAUAAAUGUCGACAGCGUCGGCUGGAUUGUGUGUUUGAAGAUGAUCGGAAAAUUGUUGUCUCAGAGGAAUUAUUUCUAUCCCUAAAACGAAGGGUGGAGGAGAUCGAGUGCACGCCACCACCAAAACGGACUCGCACUUUGGAGAGCAGUAUACCAACAUCCGAGACGCCGCAAGAGCCUACCCCGGAACAAUCUGGGGUCAUCCGAUAUGAUGAACGAUUCGCUUCCAACCCCUUGGCCUUGGUAUCACCUGGCUAUGUCAAGCAUACUGGCCGUAGGCAGAGAACGUGGUUAUUCCUCGGACCUACGUCUACCUGGUCCUUCAGUCGUCGAAUUCUUAACACCAUCCAAGCGCGUCUGAGUCCACAAAACUCAACGCCACUGCCCCUCGCUGUGGACGGCGACGCUUACCAACUUCAGUGGAGGCAAGCCAGCUCCGAGGAGCUUCCUGACAUCAGUGGGCUGCCAUCCCUGGAGCAUGCCCUGUAUAUACUGAACACGGUUCAGUUCCAUUUUAGUCAUUUGUACUUGUUGUUUGACGAAGACGAGUUUCUUCACCAUCUGUACGAGUUUUAUGAUAAUGCCGAAGUGAAGGUACAACAGAGCCGUCUCUGGUACGUCCAGUUCUUGAUCGUAUUGGCGUUCGGAGAGGCUCUCUUAGCGCCGGUACGAAAGGUUUCCAAUGCUGCUAGCUGGACGAAAUAUUUCUUACGGGCCAUGUCCUUUCUUCCUGAUAUUACAGGCUUAUGGCAAGAUCCUGUUUUGGCUAUCGAGGUUCUUACUCUCAUCGGACUUUAUUUCCACUCGAUCGACAUGAGAGACACCGCAUAUUGCUAUAUCGGCCAUGCCAUGCGCAUGGCAUUGGUCGAAGGUCACCACCGCGCUCCGCCAGUUGAACAACUAGGCCAAAAACUAGUGGAUCGGUGUCAAAAUAUAUGGUGGACAGUGUAUAUACUGGACAGGAAGUUUUCAUCGUUGAUCGGAUCACCCAACGCGGUCAAGGAUGAUGAGAUAACUACUCCCCUCUCGGAUCCGAAAUCGUGUGACCAAAAAGAGGCCGCAUUGAGUCUUCAUGUGAAGAUUACACAGGUUAUCACCCGUGUGUUGGACACUGUAUAUAGCCCAGACGGAAAGCUAGGUGGCAUCUUCCUCCGGAAGGUUCGAUCAGUCCUGCAGGAAAUGACGGACCUUUCGCGCGAGCUGGAGGAUGUCUUCGCGCAUCGGUUUUCAAAUUCUGUAGAGUCACUAUCUGGCGUCACUACACGACUGACAUUAUCUUGUCAUCAGUGUAUCAUCGUCACUACCCGACCACUAGUCUUAGCCCUCCUCUGGGAGCGACUCAGCUGCUUCGAGCAGGGCGACGUAUUCCGAACAUUAUCAUCACCAGUCCAGACCCUUCUGCACGCAUCUACCGACUCCGCGUUAAAAUCCUUGAGAAUCCUAACUGCGCUGCGUGACCAAAACCUCCUCGAAACAUUUCUCCCCUUCGAUCUCGAAAGCCUCUUCUCAUCCUUCUUCAUCCUAUCUCUGAUCGCAGCCAUCCUCCCGGACAUCAUCCCAGACCCCAGCUACCGAGACAUGGGAUUCAGUCUACUAGACGACAUGAUCGCCCGGGGAAAUCGCGUCGCACAGCUCCGGAAAUCCGAAAUCGUGCAGUUAGAGGAACUAGUCCAGCCGUUGCUCCAGCCUCAACUGCAACCCCUAACACCUGGGAGUAGUGCAAAGCACGUGGGCGAGGGACGACCGUCGGAGCAGGUGAAUGAUUCUGUGGCUGUUCUGAACGCGGCUAUCAGUCCGGCUCUGUCGGUGCCAGAGGCUGGUGAUGUUGUUCAGGACGAUGAGAUGCACUUCGAUUGGAGAGAUUGUGGGUUGUCAUUGGAGCAGAUGCUUUCUGUUACGGAUCAGUUGAAUGCGAAUAACUUGGUUCUGGAUGCUGAACGAGAGGGAUUACAAACUGAUUUGUGGUUGUGGAGUGAUGGAUAG